Messenger RNA from Ceutorhynchus assimilis (cabbage seed weevil), 5508 nucleotides. Lineage: Eukaryota; Metazoa; Arthropoda; Insecta; Coleoptera; Curculionidae. The record is from the annotation of a GenBank genome assembly.
AACCGACGUAACUUUAUUAAUUUUUGAAUUCGAGAACGGCGGGACCGAUCUUGAAUUUAAUACCACGUAUCUCUAUAUGUAUAAGCUGAAUUCGAUUGACCCUUAUUAGAUCGAUUUGGGUUCAAUUUAAGUGAACUUCUUCUGAUCUAGAUCAUUUUUUUGUUGGUGAGGAUGCACUGAUCCAGCCUCAAUCGAACACAGUGUGGUUCACUUAAAUUGAACCAGGAAUCGUAUUUUCGAAUUCAGUCGAGUACAUUUCGUAUACGAAAUUUGAUUGACAGCAAUGUUAAUUAAAUUCGAAAUCGUAUCAAAUUUCGUAUGCGAGAAUACUCGAAAAUACGACCCCAGAUCGAUCUAAUCCGGUCAAUCGAAUUCGACUAUAGAGGAGAGUGGUAUAGGCUAUUUUUUAUCCCGAAAAAAAAGUUCGGUUGCGCGAAACUCUGAUACACUGGAAUGCCUAUAAACAGCCCGGGGCGCUCUAGAGCAGCUCUGGAGUGCCUAAAAUGCGUCACUGAACUCACUGGCAAGCAACUCUGGUAUCGGACAAAAAAAAAAAAAGAUUAAAUAGAAAAUCAACAACAAAAUUUGAAAAAAAGUGUAGUGUCACGAUAUCGUCCGCCAGACUGUCAAGAAUCGACGGAGAAAAUACUCGAAUCUAGCGAAUUAUUCUACUAUAAUCGAGAAAUAACAUUAUCGUGUGUGUUCUAGAUUUUACAGGAAUAGAUUUAGGGAUAUAUAUAAGGACGGGUGUUAGCUUGCAAGUUAAGUUAAAGUUUGACUGUGAUACGAGUUAAAUAGUGAUUAUUGAGUUGUAAAGUUUAAUUGUUGAGUUAGUUAUUAAAGUAAUUAGUGUCAGAGUGUAUUGUUAAGUGGAAUAAAUUAUUGCUGUGUUAAUCGGACUUUGAUUUUUGGAAUAAACGAAACGAACGACGAACCCAGGAUUUCUGUCAGCAGGCAACACAAAGCCACGACAGUAUUAUAUCAAAAUGUAUUUUCACGCUGGCAACGCAGCGGGUCAUUAGUUAGUUACAAAUAAAAUCUAUCUGCAAGUUUUAUGCAACAUUGAGAAAAUGUAUGUUUCUUAUUCCAAAGUUUAUGUUGAAAUAUUUAGGUAAUGUUUUUUAUUCUUGAAAUUGUUAACGUAGGCAUGUAAAGGUAUCUGCAACAUUACAGCGACAGUUUUAAGAAAAGUUGAGCUUAUAAUAUUUAUGCAACCAUUUAUUUUAUUAUAUUUUUUAAAUGUUACAAACGUAAAUAUUUCCGCAACAUUGAAGCGACAGAGUUAAGGAAAGUUACAUUUUAUAACAUUGUUAUAAUAUUUGCUUUACUUACAUUUUAUAAUGUUUCGAAUGUAAUCCAUUAUUGUAUCUACUGCAACAUUUACUUGAUAACUAAAACGAAUGUUUCUCUAUUGAAGUUAUAUCAAAUUUAUAUCCUUUUACAUUGGAUAAGUAAUAUUUUAGAAAGCUUAUCGUCACAUUACCUAAUAAAUUUUCUAAAGCAAGGUCAAUACAAUAUUGCCGACAAAUUUUGCAACAUUACAUGUUUAGUGGGUAACUGGGCACCAGUAGGUCACAGAAUAGAAAUAGUGGGCAAAAUCUGAGAGAGCCCUGCUAUAUCCAGAGAAUAGAGAACGGCUAGGAAGAAGAGAAGCAGAUGAGAUUGUGAAGUUCUGGACACUGCCAGAAUACAAAAUACGCGUAUAGGUAUUUGUACCCUGCUGUAAGACAAUGAAGAGAAACCGAAUUCUCAUUUACUGGAUGCUGCACUAGUUACAGACCGGUUACAACCUGAUCAGAAUCGUUCUUAAACUAGCGCAACAUCUCAUAAAUGAGAAUUCGAAUAUCCACACGGUCCACACGUAUGAUUUGUGAUCAGGUUCAGAAUCAUUACUAGAUUGUUGUUAUAGUGGUGAUCUAAUUUCAGGCUUAGAAAAAUAAUGAUUCUUUCAUUGAAACUUGCAAAUUCGUUCUUUGAAACGACGCUAAGUGUGUACGCUACUGUCGGGCGCCUAAAUUCACAGGCAGAGAUAACACAGCACGUGUUGAAGAAAGACGCAAACCCACUACUACUAUUUUUCGACGUGUUUUACAUUGAAAAGGAAACUCCGUGAGCAUUUCGCUCGCCGCGCCGCGCCGUGCUAUUGCAUGGUGCCUUUCGAAUAAAAUUCAUUCAAUAAAUUAAUUUUUUAAUAAAUAAAAUUGAUUCGGUAAAAAUGUUACUUAAACUAGUGGUGAUUUUUCUAAGUGUUUACGGUACGAUGGCCCAAAAAGAACAUCAAGACUGGGAAAUAGCAGUAGUGAUAAACGACAAAAUUGAAUUGCUCCAAGCCAACGGUACACUAUUGGGCUCAACUGUAGAACAAUUUACAACUUUGAAAGCUUUAACGUUCGAUAAUAUCAGGCACUUAUUCGUGGUGAGCGAUAUGGAUCAAGGCAACGACACCAUUUUCACUGUCCAACUUACCAAAGAGACUGAAAUCACACCAAUUAUCCCAGAUCUUCCUGAUGACGUACAGGGCUUAGCUAUAGAUCCAAUUGAAGACAUCUUGUAUUGGACUGAUUCUGUUAAUAAAACUAUAAAUUAUGUUUAUUUGAAUGAUUCACUGUUUGAGCCCAAAUUGCUAUUCCAGUUCACAGACGUCACUCCACAAGAUAUUGCUAUUGAUGUCUGUAGAAGAUUCAUUUAUUGGACAAACUCGGACACCUACCAUCCAACCAUUGAAAGGGCCUUCCUAAACGGUUCAAAUCGUGAAAUUUUAAUCGAUUCUGAUCUUAGAAUAGUGUCAGGCAUUGCAAUCGACUAUAAAAGUCAACGUUUGUACUGGGCCGAUAUGAGAGAGGGAAUCUAUUAUAGAAUCGAGAGUGCCAAUUUGGAUGGCGGAGAAAGGGAGAUUAUCUUUGAGGGCACUCACAGCAAGCCUUUCGGUAUUGCUGUUGAUGAAUCGUCGAUUUAUUGGACUGAUAUUAAUAAUAAUGCUUUAUGGAGGUAUUUCAAAUCAGACAAAGGCGAUUCAGAACCAGUAAAAAUAAGAGAAUUCCCUGAACGACCAAUGGGAAUAAUAGCCAAAAACAUCCAAAUCAAAAACUACCCUGAUUGCAAAGAACUAGAAUCCGUAUACGAAAACUACAAAGGAGAUCAAAAAGAAGUUUACCAACCCGAAACCUCCGGAGAAAAUAUUAUUGAAUGUUUGAAUGGUGGCCAGCUAGCAGGCAACUUUUGCAAAUGCAAGCGAGGCUACACCGGCCGCUUUUGUGAAACCCAAAACUGUCACAAUUUUUGCAUUCACGGUUCCUGCCACUUAUCCUCGAAAGGUUACCCACAGUGCCACUGUCCUCGUGGAUUUGGUGGUACCAGAUGCGAAGUUAACCGGUGCGAAGAUUUUUGUUUGAACGGAGGAACUUGUAAUUAUUUUAGAGGCGAUGUGGUUCCAAGUUGUGACUGCACCCAACACUAUACAGGCAGCCGAUGUGAAAUAAGUACAGAUUUUAAUAGUCUUUGUAACAUGUAUUGUCACGAGAGCACUAGCAAAAAUGACUAUUUAGUGUCGAAGAAUAGGGAUUUGGUGUGCAGAUGUGAAGCUGAAGGUUUUGUUAUUUCUAAAAACAAUCUCACAGUGCCUGCUUUGUAUUCGGAAGACUCGCCGUUCUAUGGCAAGAGUUUUAUGGAAAAAUUCAGCUCAGAUAGUGACUAUGCCACUUUGGUACUUCUACUAGGUUUCUGUCUAGUUAUAAUAAUUGCCUUAGGAGUCUACCAAUUUGCAAGCAGAAAUAAACGGCCUAUAAUCAAGAAGAGGGUGAUUGUUAAUAAAAACGUAACACCGUUAACUUAUCGUCCACAGCCUACCACGGAACAGUGCGAAAUUACAAUAGAGAAUUGUUGUAAUAUGAAUGUGUGCGAAACUCCUUGUUUUGAACCAUCAGGUUUUCGAUCCAAGAACAAAGAAGACAAAAAGAUUCUUCUAGCAGAUAUGGAUAACGGGGAGGAAUCGUAUUGAAAAGUUCUUUCUGUGCAUGAUGUAGGCUGUGAACAUAAAGUAUUAGGUCUGUUCAUUAAAUGGCCCAAUUAUGGUAGUAACUUAUUGUUGUUGAAGAUACAAAAAAACAAAAAUAAUUUACAAUUUUAGUAAAUUGAAUUAAAUGGGGCAUUAAUGAACAGAUAGAAAGUUGUUAAGUUUGUGAAAUAAUAUUUAUAUACAAUCGCGAGAAAUCUUAUGAAUUUCAACAUUUUGAGCUGAAAAGGGUUGAAGAUGCAAUUGAAAGUUAAUUUUGGCAGCCUUUAAAAAUCUUAACUCAAACAAAAUUGAAAAAAUUUCAUCCAGUCAGUUGAUAUUUUUUCAAAUUAAUUGUAACUUUUGCAUUUUUGUCUUCUAUCAGCAUUAUUGUCUCUGUCAAAUAAGACAUUACCUUAUAAUAAUUAUUGCAUUUCAAUCAUCAAAUAAUAAGGUUCUCUAUAUUUUGCUGAUUUAGACUCCAUGACAUAAAAGCUUUUAAAUGAAAUAUUUAUGUUUCCAUAUUAAAGGGUAAUACUAUCAAUUCCAGAAUACCUACCCAUUGACAUGAGCCCAUCAUAUUAUGCUGAUCAUGUUUCAAAGAAAAAAUAAUCUUGAAGCCAAUUCUUAUCAGAUUGAUAUCACUAAGCUUCAUAAGAUGUACAAGUCUGAAGUUCCUUUUUAUUUAAUUAAAUUAUUUGUUUUAUUCCAAAUUAUUUCUUUGAUUAAGAAAUACCUAUCUACCAAUAAAAUAACAAAUAUUUAUUUAUUGGGUUUGAGCGGCUACACCCUCAACAAUCAUAUAUUUACUAUAAAAAAUCUCGAAAAAAUAAUUCAAUAAAAACAAUCUCCCAAAUCACUGCCCUUUCAAUAAAGCAAAUUGAAUUCAAGAAAGAUUUUUUAAAGUACCUACUUAUGUCCUUCGACCAGUUUUAUGGUUAAACAAUAGGAAAUUAAGAGCAUUUUAUCAUCCAAAGACUGUUCUCACACUCUGGCAAAACCAGUAAUACUUUUAUAAUAUUCAAUUUGAUUGAUGAUUUUUAUGAAGGGGCAACAUAGCGCCAGUGUGUGAUAACAUCUUAAGUCAUUAUUUUGUCUGUAAUAAUAUUCUUGACUCGGUUUUUAAUUUAUUCGUUGACUUUUUAAAAUACCUCCUAUGGGCGAGUGAAAGCCAUCAGUUUUUUAUCCCUCUUUGGAUAUGGUUUUAACUUAAUUUUAUCAGUACUCUUAUAUUUUGUACUUAUUACAUAAAUUGCGGUGUACUUAUCCAGAGGCAUUUUUAUAUUAAAAGCCUAAUAUAAUCCAGUUGCUUUCCAGCCUAAGUUUUAUUGAUUACAUAUUGUUUUCUCGAAAUUUUUAAUUUAUUACCUACUUUAGUAAAUUUUUUUUAGUUUGUAGCUAGUUGAAAUGAUUAGUUAAUUAUUUAAAAUUUGUGGCUCUUAAUAUCCACGUGAGAAAUGUGAUAUUAUCAGACAAUUAUUGUAAAGUUUUAUAUAAAUUAAUAGUUAAAAAAUUGA